Chiloscyllium plagiosum (whitespotted bambooshark) is the source of this 7813-nucleotide messenger RNA. Its product is annotated as fibroblast growth factor receptor substrate 2-like. Lineage: Eukaryota; Metazoa; Chordata; Chondrichthyes; Orectolobiformes; Hemiscylliidae. Gene Ontology annotation, cellular component: cytoplasm. Gene Ontology annotation, biological process: fibroblast growth factor receptor signaling pathway. The record is from RefSeq and is a predicted model, not a curated record. Gene Ontology annotation, molecular function: transmembrane receptor protein tyrosine kinase adaptor activity; fibroblast growth factor receptor binding.
AAAAAAUGCAGAGUUGAGGAGGGCUUGGAGGACCAAGUGUCCCUGGAGGCUGGCGCAGGCUGACUGAGGGACUUUUCCCUCCUCCACCAGCCCAUCUUGGCGCACGUCGGAGUGUCUUUGGUAGCGAGGCUGCCCUUUGGCCUCCUGCGGGAGAUGUCAGUUGAGGCCUGUGAGGGAGCGGGCGGAGGCUGCAGCCUGAGGCGGCCGCCGGCUCUCACACACCGCCGCCGCGGCGGAGACGACUAUGAGCGUGGAGCCGGCCAGUGUGGCAGCGGCGGGAGAGAGGAGAGCGAGGCCCUCGCGGUGUCGGUGUUGAAGACACAAAUACUAAAUGAUGGCUUGAAUUUGUUUACCAUGACUCCAAGCAGAGGCAUCUGGAACUGAGAAUUGGCAGCUUUCCCACUAAUGGCCAAGGCUAGAGAUCAGCUGGUCUGCUGAAGCCAUGGGGAGCUGCUGGAGCUGUCUGGAUAAAGACACGAUCACAGACAACCACCCAACCAAAUUCAAGGUGACAAACGUAGAUGAUGAUGGUAAUGAGCUGGGCUCUGGGAUCAUGGAACUGACCAACUCUGAGCUAAUUUUGCACACCAGAAAACGAGAUGCUGUGAGAUGGCCAUAUCUCUGCCUGCGGCGUUAUGGGUAUGACUCCAACCUCUUCUCAUUUGAAAGUGGAAGGAGGUGUCAGACUGGGCAAGGCAUUUUCGCCUUCAAGUGUGCACGUGCUGAGGAGAUCUUUAACCUUCUCCAGGAGAUCAUGCAGUGUAACAGUAUUAAUGUAGUUGAGGAGCCCAUGAUGAUAUCAAGAAACACUCAUCCAACAGAACUUGAUCUACCGAGGACACCUCAGACGCCAACCACCCCUGGAUUUGCUGUGCCAGGAUUUUCAAAUGGAUUCCCUUGUUAUCCACAAAUGGGUGAUGGCUCUUCUCACCCAUCAACUAGGCAUCCCUCUAUAGGAAGCACACGUCUCUCCUCAGUGGGCGAAGAUUCUACACAUCCUUUAAUUGUAGGUGGUGAUGAUCAGAUUCACACAUAUGUGAAUACAUCCAAUGUUGAUGAAGAGCGGAAGAAAAGACUUUGUGUUCAUGGUGUGACAGAGGCACGGUCAUCUGUCUCUGAAAUGAUGCGAAGCCAUGUAAAUCACUGUCCUGCAACGGAGGACAGAACUCCUCAAGUCCUCCUGCAGCCGGGGGAGGUCAAGUUUGUCUUAGGACCAACACCAGUUCAAAAACGAAUAAUGGAGCGUGAAAAAAUAGAGAGACAGAAAGAUCACAUAGAAUAUUGUGGCGGUGGCUUGAAUUUUAUGGACCGAGAUAAUGUCCACGAAGGUGAUGAACACAGCAUGGCAUGUGGGUCCAACAAUAAAAUGACAUAUGAGAAUAUCAAUGGUUUCCUUGUGUCUGCUGGCACAGGGUUACGACGAGGACGGCUCAAGGUGGGUGGGGAUGGCCAGAACCUGAACAACUGUGCACCUAGGAAGACAGCCAUGCUGAACUAUGAAAAUCUGCCCUCUUUACCUCCUGUUUGGGAAAGUCAGACACAAAGGCGGGAGGAAGAGGACUUGAGUGACCCUGGAACCCCUCCACAAAAUGGAUACCAUAAUAGUCUUGACCCACUGCGGAAUUAUGUCAAUACUGAGAAUGUAACUAUUCAACCUGGUUUACAUAAAGUAGACUUUACCCGGAGGCGGGAUUGCACCCCAAAUGUCUUCAGCUUUGACUUUAAGCGUCCAUGCCCUGAACAAAGGCAAUUAAAUUACAUCCAAGUGGAUCUGGAGGGUGGGAGUGACUCGGAUAACCCUCAGACUCCCAAAAUGCCCAACACUCCUGUUCCGCCAACACCAACACGUAGGACUGAAUUUUACGCUGUGAUAGACAUUAAAAAGACAGCUGCUAUGUCCAGUUUGCAAAAAGCACUACCAAGGGACGAUGGGACAUCAAGGAAGACGAGGCACAACAGUACAGAUCUGCCAUUCUCUUCAUUUGUUGGGACCCACUGCUAGCCAUAAUUUGCCAUUAAAAUGAAUUCAUAGAAAAGAUUCUACUUCUGAAGUGUCAAAUAUGGUACAUUAUUGUCUACAUUUUCUACUUUGAGCAAAACUUUGCCUUUUUUUUAAAGGGAUGGUCUCUGUUUAAAAGGUCCUAAAUACACAGGAAUAACAAGACUUUAACUUGUUAUUACAUUCCUGCAGUGAUCCUUUGUUCAUGAUAUUAAGCUUGAUGGGCUGCUAAUUUCAAAAGGAAAAUGGGAUCAUUUGCUUUACGAAAUGGUUUUUUUGAUAUGGCCUUUUUAAUGUUUUUUUGAAGUAGACCGUGUGUAGACCCGUGAAAACAGAUACUGUCUCUUUGAUCCAGAUGUCGGGAGGCUGUUUAAGGUGUUUGCUGACAGUCAUUGCUAUGCAUCAGCCAACAUUGUUUUACUGUGCAUUGUGUAGUGAAAGAUGUAAAACUACACAGUUUAGCUCAGAGGAACAACUGUCAAAGGAGUAAGGAUGUUUGCUACAAAUUUCAAAGGGGGGCUACUCAUUGGAAAUGCUUUUGCUUUAUUAUCAACAAAAGAAUCAAAAUCAAGGUCAGCUGGUUGAGAUUCUGAAAUGGUCCAUUCAUGUUGAUAAAAUUGCCAUAGCACAAAUGUAAUAAUUGCAUUAAUGCCUUUAGGUUUAUCUAGUGGGUGGCUAAUCUGUACCUAGUAGGAAAGUUAACAGUUCAACCUGGUUGAAUUGUCUGAUUUCUAUAGUGACAGUGGUUGGUUUGGGAAGGGGAGAAAAGCCAGCAACACCAUUUCUGACUUCAGUCUCAUGGCACCCUGAGAAAGGGUGUAUGCAUGGAUUUCAGGUGAAAUAUGAUUUCUGGCUCAGAUGUCCUCCUUCAAGGUAGAACACUUUGCUGAGUUCUUACACUUAAAUAGUGAUCACUUUCAAAUACUGAGACUGAGUAGACUGAGUUCUUGUCUACUGACUUGCUCAUCAGUAACUUGUGAGAAUAGAAGACAAAGUGAGAAAUGGAAAAGCAGCAAAAAAGAAUUGGCGAGAUAACUUUGACUUGAAAGGCACUUGCAGUUGUAUAAAAAUGUUGCAACCUAAUGUUUUGAAGUAUUUAAACCUGUUUCUUCAGAUAAGAAUUAGUGAUCCAAGCUAUAACUUGAAAUUUGAAGUGAGCAAAUGAUUAAAUAGCAGUAAUUUCUACAGUAGAAUUAGUACUGAUGUGUAAUGAGAUUUCAGUUUUCUCCAGUUUCCAGUAUACCUACUCUAAAUCAGAAAGGAAAAUACCCCAGAUAUUUAGUCCUUUUCCCACUAUUACAUAAGGGGUUGUGUGUGGGAGCACUCUAUAUUUGAAAGUGUGUUCUGUUCCCUUAUACAGGUUGUAUGAAUAAAUCUUCCAUCAAAAGGUGUUAAUUCAUCGAACUGAAUUUCUGCAAUUUAUAUUGAACAUCCUUAACUCUUAUUUCUCAUUCUAUAAUUAAAUCUUGACAUUUUCAGGGUUAUAAAACAUUAUGAAAUGUGCCAAAAAAGUGCCAACCCUCCAAGCAUGAGAUAAGGUGAUGUAGUGUUUAACAAAAUCCAGUCUGUCUGGUGCCUUUGUUUACACUGAGACUUGCUUGUUCCUUUUGAUUGUUAGAACUUUAAAAUUAAUUAUUUGUAUGUUGUACUUUGGCUGUAGUUAAACAAAAAUCACCAUAAUUCUUUCUUCAGCUUGUAUUUCACAUUUUGAUCCAACAAUGUGAGUACAAGAGUGUUUGACCAUAAGUGUUUCUGCUGAGAUGUGUGGGAAUGCAUAUACUGUACUAACUUCCUGCACAUGAUCGUAUAGCCUGACAUUUAUGUUUUGCUUGGCUUUCCCAUUACAACUUUCAAAGCUGCAGUAUAUUUCUCAUGUUUUGAAUUUGCUGGGAGCAACUUGAUGUGUGUAAUAGCUAUGAAAAAGAAUGCAGGGCAUCCUUGCAUCCUCAAGAUGUCCUUUAUAAACUGGAAAUGACACUUGUCAUUAAGUGUUCUGAUUUGAUGCUUGAAUAUCUUCAACUGUCAGUUUUAAAUCACAAAUCUUUUAAAUAUAUUUGAUGUGUAAACCUCUUUGUUUUAAAACUCAUUGCAAAGUUGACCGUUGUUGAAUUUUAUUGAUUCAUAUGACAUUCCUGGAGUUAAUUGCAUUUGUUUUUCAGAUAGAAAAGACUUUGCUUAAUUCCUUUAACAACGAUGCUACCUACCCCCAUUUUGAAAUUAGAUAUUUUCACCUCUGGAGCAGGUGGUACUUGAAGUUGGCUACCACUGCAACUGCUCUACCACUGCACCACAAGAGCCCCUACUAUGAAUUUACAGCUGCCAUGAUGAUCAGAUAUGGAUGGUGUAGCACUCUAACUUAUUCUUGUUCUAUGGAUAUUUUAUAACAAAUUACUCCAAUUAUCAAGAAGAAUUUAGAAGAAAAUAUUACUGAACUUGUUUCCGUUAUGCAAUGAUCAUAUUUUCACCUGAAAAUUAUGCCUGCCUGUGGCAUGUGUAGAAACAGUAGAAUAUGAAUGAGAUUUGGGCUGAAAAUUGACUUUGCACAAAGCAGUCAUUCAUCCUAGACUUGGUUAGCUGUGCAAAUAAAUGAAAUUUUUCUAGGCAGAGCAAAGAAAGUCAAAGUACUACUGAGCUAUGCCCACAUGAUACCCGUGUAGUUUGCUGGUUUAACAGUUAAAAGAUAGUCUACAUGUUACUCAUUUAUGAGGGGAAAUGCUUGGGAAUCCUAAAAUAAUUCCAACGUAAUGGUGUAGAACACAAAGUGGAGUACAUGCUGUGCUCCUCAAGUGACCUAGUGAAGUAAUACAAUGACUAUCUGGUUAUCGGGUCUGUCACCUAAUUCAGUUGGGGUAAUUGUCCUCGGUGCUUCUGGGUUUAAGGAAAAAUGUAAGAUAAAAGUGGCCACUGUUACUAAACUUUGCUGUCCAGUGACCCUUGCUGCUGAUGUGCAUGUAAGAAUGCCAGAAGACAAGUUUGGACUUAGUUGUGGUUGUUCUCUGUCUCCCAAAGUGAACUAACAUGUUCACUGUCAAAUCUCAUCUGAUUAAUUAGAAUAGAAUCAGUAUCUUUUAAAUAGGAGAACUGACAGGAGGAAACCAGGUCACGAAGAGCUAGUGAAUGGGAUUUCAAAUUACUCACUACCCCAGCAUACCACUAGAUGGAACUGAAGUAUUGUUAUAGAUUAGUUUACAGUUAACUCUGCUCUACAAAUAGAGAUUAGUGUUGACAAUAUUGUAUAAUAAUGGGGGCUUAAGUUGUCCAGUUAUACAUUGUGUGUGUUUGACUAUUUUUGUAUUGUUUUAGCAAGUGUUAGAAUAUAUUGCAGCUUUGAAAUGUUUGUGAACACAUCUUUUGAAAACUAGGAGUUGCCAAAUUGUAUUUGUUUUUUAUGAUGUUGGGUGCAAUUGGCAAUUUUUAGUUUCUAAACAGAUUAAGCUGACUUCCACUCAACAAAUAUACGUGGCCUUUGUUAUUUGUAUGUUCAUUUCAGGAUUAUCUGUAUUGUUCACCAUGGCUGUGAGGGAUUUUGUCCUUUGCACUGAAUUUGAACUACACCAGUUCUGUGCACAACUUUUGAACUUCAGUCGCCAAAUAAAUGGCUUCACAGUAUUAUCUUCUGUAUGUAUGUGUACUCAUCAGGGUGAGGUAUAACAGGGCUAAAGAAUGAAAUUCACUUUUUCCACUUUGUAUCCUCUUUUGCACUCUUGGGUCGGGCAUAGCUCAAAACAAAUUUGAAAAUAAGCAUGGUUCUUAAGUCCUGAACUGCAACAAUUUGAGUUCUGUAACAGUCUUUCUUGGUUUGUCUUAGAUGAAAAUUUCUAAUCUGUACCAGAUUAAUGUUGAUUGUUGAGCACCAGAUUCCAACUGGAAAUUGAAUGAAGACUAGUCAGAAUUUCUUUGUUUUCUUUUAAUUUAUGGCCUUAAACUUGAGGUUUGAAUCUAGAUGCCUAGGGUGAGAGAGCACUGCUCUGGUCUGCACUGCAGCCACAAAUUGAUCUAACCAAUUGGUAGGUAUGGAGAUCAAAUGCUAGUUGACACUGGGACUUGCAUUCUGUCCAUUGUUGUUCUGCUCAAACUACAGAUCCCUUACAGCACUCUAAGCCAAGAGCAGUUAUUAUUUAAGAGAUUAUUGUGCUGUCUGAAUUUUUAUUCGGGGUUUUCCACCAGCUCUCUUGUAAUCCAAAACCAUGCAGUUAACAUCAACAUGGAUGUUAAAAAUGAAGGAUAAAAGCCAAGUAUCAUUGCAUCUCCUCAUUAUUCCUGGCUUGGCCAGAUCUACAGCAUUUGUAGCUUCAAGUUGUACAAUAUUAGCCUUAAAGUACUGGCUGUGAUAUUUCCUCUGCAACUUGAGUUAGCAAGAUGUAAUGUGUUUUUAAUUUAAAUUUCAAGUUAUCUCUUACUAAAUCAUUUAGAAGGCCACUUCAUCUCCUGUGCCCAUUUUUUUAAAAGGAAGAAUUUUGACCUCUGAUCAGUCACUGAGACUGCUGAUUACAGUUGUGUUUACAGAUUAGCACUGAAGAUUCUUUUACAGCUCAAGUGCCUAAGUUGCCAUAUGGAUUGGCUGGUAGCAGGUGUCUGUUUUUCUAAGUAGUGCAAUUAGUGUUUUCAUUUUGUGUUUGGGAAGGUGGGUAUAUUAGAAGUCAGAUGCUACUAAUGCCAAGAUUCAAAUAUUACAAAUAUGUUUGGAAUGUAAGGUUUUUGCCUGACUAAAUCUGUAAAAUUACAGAGGUGAGAAGGAAGUGCCUUAUCACUAAGCUAGUAAGAUAUUUUGGUGGAAUCGAGAUUCUUAAAUGCUGCCGUAUUUGGCUACAUAUCUGCUGUAGGGGUCAAACAUUCAUGAAACUCUGCUAUUUAGCCUUGAAUCAUUGGUAUUGCCACAAAUGUAAAAGUGGAAAGUGGUUUCAUUCUUCAGCACUGGUGACUAUGACACACUGAAAGUGUUUUUCAAAAAAUGCUGGGACUUUAAUGGAAGUAUUUAAGUCUGGUAAUUUCAAUGUACUUUGUAGAGAUUGCAUACGAUUUGAUUUGAAGUGCCACUAUCAACCUGAUGGUGGCAUCUAGAUGCCUGUAGUCACAAAUGCAAUCGCGCGAAUUUCAUUGCACAGUUACUUUUAAAUUUCAGUGGGAUACCUUCCCGCCAACUAUUGUGUAAAGUUUCAUGAAUAAAUACUCCUAGCAGGUUUCAGGCCAUACUUGUCAAUGUCUUAAACUUCUUCAUUUCUCUGCAUGUGCUGAUUUGCUGGCAGUUUUGUAGAAGUAUUUUGUGUACUGCACUUAGGUACGUAGAUGUCCUUGGAUGCUGCUGUAUAUUGUCUGCUUCUGUGAGCUUUACCAAGGUACAGAGGAAGGUAAUCACAGGAUUUUCUGAAUGUACACAGAACUCAUUACACCCAAAGAACUGCUAUCUGAGCUGAACUGUUGCUACUUGGAAAAAAUAUUAUACUCAGAACAAAAAAUGAACUUUUUUUUUGCUUUAUGCAGGGAGCACAUUUUCUGCAUUCCUUAAGUAUUUUUUGAUGCAGAAGGAGUUCAUUUCCCAAACUUGUACCUUAGCUAUCAGUCGGCAUUAACAUUCUCAAACAGGGAGUCCCAGUAGAACUUCCUAUACACUCUCUUUUGAAGAAAAAUUACAUUUAACAGUGCUACUAGAUUUGUCCAGUCUCCAAGUAAGAAUGUGAUCAAAUUGUAUUGGCAUCCUGAGAUAGGUACCUGACUUUUUAGACCUUUUGCGUGCACCCAGGUUUUGUAGACUUGCUUUGUUAAUUGUUGUCUUAAUUUUAACAAACUGGAUGUUUGUGACAUUUAUUUUCCUAA